CCGAGUCGACUUCUGUAAGUGAAGAUGCUUCGAUGCUACUUCGCGCAGUUUCUUCUGGCUGUUGCACUAUUUUGCUACGGAUCUGUAGCCUGGGACCAUGCUGAACCAGUCUCACAUAGCAGAGUGUGGCGUUCUUCUCGAUCGGCGGCCACCACCACGGACCAGAGAAUAGCGGCGUUGAAGGCAGUAAUCGAGUCGUCCCUCACUUUGCCUUCGUCACCUUCAUCUGCCAAAGGCAGGCUGCCACAGGUGUCUAUUCUCAGGACUGGCAACGCCAAUGGAUUGAAGAUAAUUCGCAAAGCAACCGGUGGUGGUGGACCGAAGCCAAGCUGCCGUGCUGCCAAUGAGGCGUACGGUGACUGUGGCGCCGACUGCCAGCUCGUGUGUGGACUACCCGUGCCUGACGGUGGUUGCCGCGGACACUGCAAGCCAGGAUGCAUAUGCAGGCACGGAUACAUUAGGUCAUCGGUUGCUGUUCCAUGUGUGCCAAUGUCCCGAUGCCAACCGGACUGCGGCCCAAACCACAAGUUCGAGGAGUGCGCUUCACUGUGCCCCGCCUACUGCGACGUGCGACCACGGCGCGGUGUGCGACUGUGCCGCAUGAACGCCUGCGUCUGCGCCGACGGGUACCUGCUCGCAAAGAACGGGACGACGUGCAUCCCCAGGGACCGCUGCAAGCGCUUCUGA
Messenger RNA from Rhipicephalus microplus (southern cattle tick), 687 nucleotides. RefSeq lists its product as uncharacterized. The record is from RefSeq and is a predicted model, not a curated record. NCBI's taxonomy places the organism in Eukaryota, Metazoa, Arthropoda, Arachnida, Ixodida, Ixodidae.